Molecule: messenger RNA, 973 nt
Organism: Gloeophyllum trabeum ATCC 11539
Lineage: Eukaryota; Fungi; Basidiomycota; Agaricomycetes; Gloeophyllales; Gloeophyllaceae
Product: ATG16-domain-containing protein
Exons: 4
Coding region: 1-825 (274 amino acids)
Biological process (GO): autophagosome assembly
Cellular component (GO): autophagosome membrane
Source: RefSeq, a predicted model, not a curated record
AUGGCCGAACCGGCAUGGCAAGAGCUACUAAGGCUUCGUCUGGUCGAGAGGAAUGCGAAGGAGUCAGCAUUUGCGUCCAUCAUUGAGCAGUAUCGAAGAUUGGCUCAGCAGACGAAGCUGCUAAAGGAACGGAACAACUCUUUGCUGAGGGCAGUCAAGACAGUGGGGUCAAGUGCGAGCAGUUCUACUUUGAAUGUUGUAGGUGCAGGCGAUUCCGAUGGGGUCAAGUCAGCCUAUAUUGCAUCGCUGGAAUCUCAAAUAUCAUCUCUGAGAGAUGAAUUGGCUACUGUGUACAAGACACAGGGGCAGAAUGCCCAACGCCUCUUGGCCAUGACCGAGACACUGCGGGAGAAGGAGGAGCUGGCAAGAUUGGAUUCUGAGAACCUGAGAAAAGCACGAGAAGAGGUAGCGGUGCUGCGAAAGAAGGUCGAUCAGCACAACGAGUUGAUGGCGGAGAAGGACCGGACAGCUCAGGUUCUCAUGGACGAGAUCAACACCCUGCAACUGGAGCUCAGUCAGAUAGAGGAGCGAAAUCAAAUACUGACAAAGGACAAUGCUAAGCUGCUGCAGCGAUGGCUCGAUGCUAAACAGGCUGAAGCAAACAAGCUCAACGAAGCGAACGAGUUCUAUGAGGACAUGCGUUCACGACAUCAGGCGGUCCUCAACUGGAGGGACGGUUCGCAGAGCGAUGCAGACGCGCAGUCAGUGUCGCAAGGGUCGGUGUCGGGAAAAGCGGAGGGGCUGGACAACGGGAUAUCGGCGGGGACGAGGGAUGGGAUGCAGUCUCUAGCGGAGAAGGGCGCGAGUCGGACACCGAAUGGCUAAUGGUCGAUGAGUGAUUCUGUUUGCUUUUGUAGAUAUGUGCUUUCCAACCUGCUUUCGCAUACCCUUCUCGCUACGCAUAUACCUCGGUCUGGCACCUGCUGUCUAGUGGAAUAUUUACAACGAAUCUAAUAAAUCAUUUGUAUAGCAU